AUGCGUUCCGACCAAUCGAAGGCGGAACCUUUCAGCGAAUGCUCGAGCCGGCCGCUCAGGCGGGUGGCCUCCGUCCAGUCGUUAAAUUCCGCAUUCUCACAUCUCUCUUCUUCAACGAUGACCGCUUCAGAUCUUCCCGGCCCUGGUCGCAUUCUGGACAAAUAUGUCUUCACGAGGGGCGGGCGAGCACUUGAACGAGCCAUUGCACGGACUGCUCAUUCAUUAGGCUUCGGACCUUCUGCCGCUGCGCUUCGCAUUGGUGCGAACUUGCGCGGAUUUUCCUUAGAUGAAACUCCUCCGACAACAGCACUCAUGACAUAUGAGGGCGCAGCACCAAAGAAACUUAGGCUGGAACUCGGGCUGGUCCAGGAUAUUCCCCGUCUAAGAGUCGAUUGUCAGAAGCUUGUCGGUUAUACAAAGUCAAAUGUUGUCAGCACUCGCAUUCAGACAUAUAACAUGAUUAUCACUCUAUCCAUCCGCUUUCCAUAUCUAAGCCUCUACUUCGAAAGUACCGAUUUCAACAAAAGUGAUCGCGCGAGUUUGCCGCCUUGUCGAGUAACUGACGAUGAGCUGCUAGAAGAGACGCUUGCUCGGAUGACUUUCGCUUGUCUCACUCCCUUGGACGAUCCGGGAAGCGUCGCCCGUCUAGUUGACCAUUUGGCAGAACAGACAAAGUAUGCUGAAGAGCAGCAAAGUCCGUGGAGCACGUGUCCCCGGCACCUUUACCUUCCGAGUGCAGAGAUGAUUCGCAAGUAUUGCGAGAACCCUCACACUUCUUUCGCAGCUUUGCGUUUCACUGGCAUCAUCUUCCGACACUCCCUCCUCUCCCGCGGGGCUGAAUUCUUCGUGAAACUCAACAGCGCAACUAUGACUGGAUUCUGGAGAGAACUUAUAGGUUGCAUGCAGAAUCUCGUUCAAACAGAACUUACUCGGCCAUGUAGAUGCUAUUCUUGCUUAAAACAGUGUCUCAACGAACCAAGACUUGGGAGUACCACGCUCGGAAACUUGGUCACUUUAGCAGAGCCGGAUCCCGAGGGUAUAGAUCUAUUUUCUGAAACGAUUUUCGAAAUGCUUUAUCGCGCUGUUACGUGGGAUCCGCUCCUCGAACAAUUGGAAACGCGCUCCGCUAAGCUUCGCGAUUUGUUGAUUUGCGACGCCCUUAAUAUCUUUGAGUCUUCAGCCGCGCAGACUCUCUUUCCCAAUGCCUCUUUUGUUUCGUUAACGAAGCUGAAGCCGCAGGCUGAGCCUCUAUGUGGUAAGGCAGGUUACACCGAAGCCUUUCCCGGGAUGGCUACAACGUGA
Fomitiporia mediterranea MF3/22 is the source of this 1302-nucleotide messenger RNA. RefSeq lists its product as uncharacterized. The record is from RefSeq and is a predicted model, not a curated record. The transcript has 4 exons. The coding region runs from base 1 to 1302 and encodes 433 amino acids. Lineage: Eukaryota; Fungi; Basidiomycota; Agaricomycetes; Hymenochaetales; Hymenochaetaceae.